Molecule: messenger RNA, 2909 nt
Organism: Loa loa (African eye worm)
Lineage: Eukaryota; Metazoa; Nematoda; Chromadorea; Rhabditida; Onchocercidae
Product: coatomer gamma subunit
Exons: 16
Coding region: 29-2671 (880 amino acids)
Biological process (GO): intracellular protein transport; intra-Golgi vesicle-mediated transport; protein secretion
Cellular component (GO): endoplasmic reticulum; Golgi membrane; endoplasmic reticulum-Golgi intermediate compartment
Molecular function (GO): structural molecule activity
Source: RefSeq, a predicted model, not a curated record
UUGUAGACAACCAUUUAAUCCAUCGAGGAUGAGACGAGACAAGAAAGAUGAAGAAAAUGGUGGUGGUAAUCCAUUCAGUAAUCUCGAUAAAACAGCUGUCCUACAGGAGGCUCGCGCAUUCAACGAAACACCGAUAAAUGCGCGGCGAUGUAGUCUGAUCUUGAGUAAAUUGCUGUAUCUACGACAGCAAGGUGAAACUAUCGGUCGUACUGAAGCAACGGAAGCUUUUUUUGCUAUAACAAAAUUAUGGCAGAGUAAGGAUUCGAAUUUACGUCGUUUGGUCUAUCUUGCAAUUAAAGAGUUUUGUGAUAUAUCCAAUGACGUCAUCAUUGUUACUAGCAGCCUUACAAAGGAUAUGACUGGUAGAGAAGAUAUCUAUCGUGCACCAGCUAUUCGAGCUUUGUGUUGCAUAAUUGAUGGAAGUAUGUUGCAAGCUAUUGAACGCUACAUGAAGCAGGCGAUUGUUGAUCGAAAUUCAGCUGUUGCAUCGGCAGCUCUUGUCUCGUCAUUUCAUCUGCUUCGGAAGAAUCCGGAAGUGGUUCGUCGUUGGGCGAAUGAGGUGCAGGAAGCUGUUUCAUCGGAUAGCAAUAUGGUUCAGUUCCAUGCUCUUGGCUUACUAUAUCACAUUCGUAGCGGUGAUCGUUUAGCAGUAAAUAAAUUGGUGCAAAAAUGGAGUAAAUCAUCAUUCCGUUCACCUUUUGCAACGUGUUAUCUCAUUCGACUUGCCGCCAAACUUAUCGAAGACGAUGAAGCAGGAACAGAGAGCCAUUUCUUCCAGUUCAUUGAAUCAUGCCUCCGUCACAAAAGUGAAAUGGUCAUCUAUGAAGCUGCUUCUGCGAUUGUUCGUUUACCACGAACAACUUCAUCGGAAUUGUCACCAGCCAUUUCAGUAUUGCAGCUCUUCUGUUCAUCUCCGAAACCGGCACUUCGAUUUGCCGCUGUUCGCACUUUGAACAAGGUAUCAGUGAAGCAUCCGCAAGCGGUAACAUCAUGCAAUGUCGAUUUAGAACAGUUGAUAACAGACCAGAAUCGUUCGAUAGCAACGCUUGCAAUCACAACGCUUCUCAAAACCGGAGCAGAAUCAUCAGUGGAAAGAUUGAUGAAACAAAUUAGCACGUUUGUGAAUGAAAUAAGUGAUGAAUUCAAGGUUGUAGUGAUUGAAGCAAUUCGUUCACUGUGCGCUCGUUAUCCACGUAAGCACUCCACCCUUAUGUCGUUUUUGGCUACAAUGUUACGCGAUGAUGGUGGUUUCGAUUAUAAGAAGAGCAUUGUUGAUACGAUUAUUGCUAUAAUUGAUGAGAACUCAGAUGCAAAGGAAGCAGGAUUGUCGCAUUUGUGCGAAUUUAUCGAAGACUGUGAGCAUCCCGUACUUGCUACUCGCAUACUACAUUUGCUUGGUCGUGAAGCACCGACAACUGCCAGUCCAUCGCGUUAUAUUCGUUUUAUCUACAAUCGAGUUAUUUUGGAAGCUACUCAAGUUCGCGCUGCAGCAGUAAGUGCUCUGGCCAAAUUUGGAGCUCAAUGUCCAGAUUUGCGACCGUCCAUACAAGUGUUAUUAAAACGCUGUUUGCUUGAUACGGAUGAUGAGGUUCGCGAUCGAGCAACCUAUUUUCUUUCAGUUUUAGAAACGGAAAAUCCCUACCUAAUUGCAAAUUAUAUUCUAAAUGGACUGCAGGUGUCAGUUCCGGGUCUUGAAAGAGCGCUGGAGCAAUAUGUGACUAAUGGAGAUUAUGAUAAACCAUUUGAUUUGAAAGUAGUGCCAAUUUCGACUGUUUCACUAUCCGUAACAGAAGUUAAGAAGCCAUCACUGUCCGUGGAAACAAUUGCAGACAAAAAGGAGGAAAAAAAAGCAUCUCGACAAGAGAUUUAUGCAGAACAAUUAGCUGCUAUUCCGGAAUUUGCCAGGUUGGGUCCAUUGUUCAAAUCUUCACAGCCAGCAGCAUUAACUGAUGAAGUGACUGAAUACAGCGUUUUAUGCGUUAAACAUGUUUUCCCGCAACAUAUUGUCUUACAGUUCGAUUGUAACAACACACUGAAUGAUCAGUUGCUUGAGAAUGUUUAUGUUGAAUUGGAGCCAGCACCAGAUACGGAAGGAUGGACGAUUUUAUAUACGAUACCACUAGAAAAAUUACCGUUUGGCAUACAGUCAACGACAUAUAUACUGCUGGAAAUACCCUCAGUACCUGGUGUUGUGACGGCAACAUUCAGCGCAAGUUUGAAAUUUAAAGUUCGCGAUGUCGAUCCUACAACGGGUGAAUUCGAAGGCAACGAGACUUACAAUGACGUUUUUGUGCUGGAAGAAGUUGAAAUAACUGUUGCUGACCAUGUGCAACCAAUGCAGCGAACCAAUUUCGCUGUCAGUUGGGAACAAAUUGGUGAUGGAAAUGAAAAUGAGGAUACGUAUGCUUUAUCAACAGUACAUACGCUGCAAGAUGCAGUGCGAGAAUUAAUGAAAUGCAUAGGAUUGGGCCCAUGUGAAAGAUCCGAUCGCGUGCCGGAAGGUAAAAAUGCUCACUUACUUCUUCUAGCUGGUGUAUUUCGCGGUGGACAUGAGGUUUUAGCAAAAGCGCGGCUUGCAUUGGACUCGGUUGAUAAAACUGUCACAAUGAAUUUCGUAGUCAGGUCUGACGACGCAACAGUAAGCGAAAUUGUAGGAAGUGCAGUAGCCUGAACUCGUGCGUUGAUGGCUGCAGGAUAUAUGUUUUUGCAACAAGCUGUGAUUUCUUAUACCUAUUUAUUAUUUCUUGUCGGCGUUGAAUUAAGCUGGAUGUCUUAAAACUAUAUUCUUAGAAGUUAUUCUAAUUUAUUUUUACAGGUCCCAUAUUUUUGAUUUUAGCUGUUGUACUAAAUGCUCUAUUCAUCAUCAUCGUCGUAGGAGCAAAAAGCUUUUCACUGCACUGAAUCUGAAC